Contarinia nasturtii (swede midge) is the source of this 2081-nucleotide messenger RNA. RefSeq lists its product as uncharacterized. NCBI's taxonomy places the organism in Eukaryota, Metazoa, Arthropoda, Insecta, Diptera, Cecidomyiidae. Bases 235 to 1530 code for a protein of 431 amino acids. The record is from RefSeq and is a predicted model, not a curated record. Gene Ontology annotation, molecular function: protein binding. The transcript is spliced from 3 exons.
CUAUUUUUAUCACAUCAGUCGUGCAGACUACAUUGGAAAGUGUAAACAAUGUUUUUCACAGCAUUAACUACGUAGAAAUAAAUACGUAUCCAAUCAAUAGAAAGACAAAUCUCAAGAGGAAGGUGUGGAAAAACAGGAUUUUUUUAGAUACUUUCAAGUUACCAGUAAAUCAGUAACCAGUACGAACCUAAUGAGUGCCUAAUUGACCACUUAACCAGACCUCAAAUAAAAAAAAUGUUCAAAUUUUCGGAAGUCGUAACGAAUCUCUACUUGAGAUGUACAUUAGCCGGUCUAUCCGUAGACGAAUCGUCGGAGAUUUUCAAUCUAAACAUCAAUUGUUUCGAGGAGUUAUUCGAAUGGUUGCCAAUAGCUGAUCUCUUUACGCUUCGUCAAACGUGCAAACACAUGAAACACGUCGUCGACUAUUUCAUCCGAAGAAAUUAUCCGUCGAUUCAAAUUGGCUAUAAAAAAAUCGCCCUAUUUACAUCCGACCUAAAAGAGUUCCAUCGUCUGGAUCUCAUCACGCUCAAGGCAAUUCGAGAGAUUUUCUUCUGGACCGAAGAGUUAACACUGGACGAAAUCGAUUCGGUAAAAUGUAUACUGCCUCAAAUUGAGCGUCUAUUCAUCGGAUGGCCAACGGAGGGUGAAUUUUAUGGUGCAUUUUUACAGCAUUGCACCAACAUUAAAUUCCUAUCAAUGAGUAAAAAAUACAGCCCGAACGUUGAAAAUGAAUGGUUACUUCAGCAGUAUCCAAUGCUUGAGCAAUUUGUGGUGAAUGAUUUCGAUGUUGAUGGGCCGGAAUACGGUUGGCAAGUGCCUGAACUUCAGAUAUUCUUUCAACAAAAUCCAAAAUUACGCAUUUUUUCAACGACACUACAUUUUUUACGCGAAAAUCAACAGUACUUUUUGGACACCAACAUCACGUUGGAUCGACUGGAAAUUCAGGGGCAUGGCCAAAACUUGGAGCCGACUUGUGAUUUAUUGAAUACACUUUAUGGGCAAGGAUUUUUUAAGCAAUUACAUUUAUAUUUGAUGGUUUUUACCGUAUACGAUCUUAAUCAGACCGGUUCGUUGCGUGGCCUCGAAAAAUUAUACCUAGCCAAUCGGUGUUUGGACGACAAAGAUGAAAUCAUUUUACCGAAGCUAGAAAGUCUCAAGGAAAUUGGAUUUAAUUAUGGAAAUAAUGAAGACAAAUUGGAAUCGGUUGCAAUGAAUUUGACGAACAUUGAACGUGUUUACUUUGAAAAAGCCACGUUGAAUGAUGUCUUACAUUUUGUCCGGCAUUCGAGGUGGGUCACAUUAAUUCAUGUUGGGGAAUUUAUCCAAUUUGGAGGUGCGGAAAAUGAGGACAGAACCAUUGAUUUGGACGCUAUUAAUGAAUACCGAAAAGCUCUGGUAGGGGCUACUAAGGUCACAAUUCAUGUUAAUGAGGCAAUUUUCUUGAGAACAAAGUACACAAGAACAACCAAGUUGGAUAUGGUUGAAUUGAAACGCACCGAAGCAUAUAAUUGGGAACAUUUAACAUUCUAAUUUAUUUUUAGCGCAUUUUAGUUCCAUUAUGUGUCGCUUAGGAUUUGAGUAGAAUUUAUGAGAUGAAAUUGGACAUGCUGGCUGUAUUAAUGAUUUACAUUAUUUUUUUAAGUCGCCAGAUGUUUUACUUUUCCGCACACACCUAGUGUGUAAGAGGAAAGUAUUUUAGAAUCGCUAUGGAUCGUUCAAUGUCAAUCGAAAAUGCUGCCAGGACAUUUUUCUUUGCAUCAGGAAACCAUUUACUUCAAUAUCGAUGAUUGAGAUCCGUAAUAACAUUUCUUUCAAGCGCAUUAUUAACAACAAAAACGAAAUAGGUUCAACGCUUUUUCUAAUUUCAAAACGUUUAAGCGGUGGACUUGAUUCCAAUUCAAGCAUUGAGCAUGAGGAUCGAGGCGAAAUAAUACGGAUGGAGCAAUGUCCUUUAUUUAAUGGAAUAAUUAUUUCGUAAUCAUCAAAUGUAUUGUAUAUCCCAUAUAAGACUUUGAGAUUGAGAUUUGAGAACAAUAAAGAACAUUUUCACGCAAACUUAGAACAUAAGACAAAAAUCAGAA